Molecule: messenger RNA, 585 nt
Organism: Galdieria sulphuraria
Lineage: Eukaryota; Rhodophyta; Bangiophyceae; Galdieriales; Galdieriaceae
Product: cytochrome b5
Exons: 3
Coding region: 56-448 (130 amino acids)
Cellular component (GO): intracellular membrane-bounded organelle; membrane
Molecular function (GO): heme binding
Source: RefSeq, a predicted model, not a curated record
AUUUGAGCCAAUUGGGCCAUCGCCCGUUUCAUAUUGUUGUGGUUUGACAUUGGAAAUGGAUCAUUUGAAGCAACAUCCACUUGUUGAAGUUGCAAAGCACAACACCAAAAAGGACGCUUGGAUUGUAAUUGAUGGAAAAAUUUAUGACGUAACUCAAUUUCUCGACGAGCAUCCUGGUGGAGAAGAAGUGUUGCUUGAAGUUGCAGGGCGUGAUGCUACUAGAGAGUUUGAAGACGUGGGUCACUCAGAUGAAGCUAGGGAACUACGAGAAAAAUACUUGGUUGGAGUGGUUCGGAAAGAAACGAAAGAAGAGCUUGCACAGGCUGAGAGAGAAGGAGUCAAACCAAUCCACUCAGCUAGUCAACCGGAAGUACCUCUGUGGAAGAAACUGCUUAUUCCCGGUGUUCUUGUGGUGAUGGCUUUUUUGAUUCGGAAGUACCUCUCCUAGUUUUGUCAGCGAGUGUUUGUUAGCCUUUCAGAAGUGAAUAUUCAACAGUAUCAAACAAGGAAUAAAUUUCUUGACUUAGAAUGGAUUUCAGAAAUGUGAAAAGCGUCAUCAAGUUUGAAGAAGAAGACUACUCUGCG